UUUGAUUUCAUCGUUGUCAUUAAUCUGAUCAUCAAGAAAACUACAAGAAACUAAAAAAAUGGCCAUUAUUGCAUCUCCCCCCUUAUCAAUAUCCGAAAGGCUGAUCAUCAGGCCCACAUCUCCAACCCCAUCUUCUCUCCGCCUCCACAAGCUCUCUCUCAUCGAUCAAGCCCUCACCAGCAUGUACAUCCCUCUCGUCUUCUUCUACCCAAACAACAGCCACACCGAUCCCACUCGCGUUUCCGACAUCCUCCAAACCUCGUUGUCAAGAACCUUAACCUCGUACUAUCCGUACGCCGGGCGGCUACUCGACAACGCCACUGUCGAGUGUAACGACGCGGGAGCGGAGUUUUUCAGAGUUCGGGUUAACUGCACGAUGUUGGAUAUUAUUAACUGCCCCGACGCCGACGCGCAGAAUGUCGCGUUCCCGACAGGGCUGCCGUGGGCGAAUAUUUAUGAUGGUGGGUUGGCGGUUUUUCAGUUGAGUCAGUUUGAUUGCGGCGGGAUUGCCGUUAGCGCCGCCAUGUGUCACAAGGUGGGGGAUGGGGGGACGGUUAGGAACUUUAUGGGGCACUGGGUGGCCGCCACGCGCCAUCCUAAGCUCAAACUAACGCCCAGUUUCGUCAGCGAUUCGGUGUUCCCCACGCUGCCUUCCGGGCCGUUGGAUAAACCCAUGAUGCCGUCGAAGAUCGAGGAGGAUUGUGUGCAAAAACGGUUUGUUUUUUCCGGGGAAAAACUAGACCUCCUAAACGACGUCGUAUCCCAAUCCGGGGUGAAAAACCCGACCAGAGCCGAGAUUGUAAGCGCCCUUCUCUACAAAUGCUGCGUCAAGGCCGCCGCGUCCCCGCGGCCCUCCAUCCUCGUACACUACGCUAACAUGCGCCAACCCCUCGGACUACCGUGCAACUCCGCCGGAAAUAUCCUCUCCACGUUUUCGACCUCCCCGGCCGCCGGAGACGAGAUGGAUUUAGCGAGAUUAGUGGCAGAGCUAAGAGACGGGAAAGAGCGGCUCCAAAGCAAAGACAACGAAAUUGUUGAGGAAAUUGUUACCUCGUUACGGACAGGAAUAAAGCCGUACGAGAAUCCAAAUUUGGACAUCUAUUUCUGCAGCAGUUUGGGCAAAUAUCCGGCCUACACGGCGGAUUUCGGGUGGGGGUGGCCGUGUAAAGUGAGCAUGCCGAAAGGGCCGAUGAAGAAGAUGUUUUUCUUGAUCGACAACCUGAGUGGCGGCGGGUUUGAAGCGCUGGUGAUGUUGAAGAAGACGGAGAUGUCGGUGUUUGAGCGGGACGAAGAGCUUCUCAGAUUCGCUUCCCCAGUGCCGAUCUCAAACCCGUGAAUUAUUCGAUCUAAUUUCUCGCCUGCAAAUGUAACAAUAAUUCCUCCUAAUCGAACGUUGGAUGAGCAUGGAGAAGUGUGUGUUUCGUUGAUUUUCGCAAUUUCUAUUUUGCAUAUUCUAUCAAUUUUCGUUGUCAUGUUGUAAAAAUUAAGUCUUUGUAUAUAUAUGGCAAAAUUAUGCAUGGACUAGGUCUACCUUGGUCUAAAAAUAACCUUUCGAUUAUGUACAUGUAUUUGACAUAUUCUGUACAUGCAGUUGAAAGUUUCUGUACUUGAACCUAUCAUAUUAUGUGCCAGCAA
Ipomoea triloba (trilobed morning glory) is the source of this 1635-nucleotide messenger RNA. RefSeq names its product acylsugar acyltransferase 3-like. The record is from RefSeq and is a predicted model, not a curated record. Bases 59 to 1336 code for a protein of 425 amino acids. NCBI's taxonomy places the organism in Eukaryota, Viridiplantae, Streptophyta, Magnoliopsida, Solanales, Convolvulaceae. The transcript has a single exon.